GACUCUCAAAGGUGGCCGCACCAUCGCCACCCACCACCCAAUCUGCUGCAGGGCCAAACAGAAACUCCGUCACUAGGCUUACGGAGCAUAUCGCCCAGAAAGCGUGGGGGCGUCACCGUCACCGUCACCCACUGACGUCGACGCACUCGGCGCAUGCAAAACAGUUACGCGCUGUGCCACGCAGUGUGUGGAGUUGCGUUGAAAGAGGCUCCGGAGUCCGAAGCGUAAUCGAAAAGCCCACGGGAAGGGGCCAACACAGCGGAGCCUUGACCCCAGCGCAGUGAAAUGUGGCGCCUUGCUGGCGAAAAAGUGACGUGAAAUGCCAAGUGCAGCCACAUCGAAGCCACCAAGGAUCUUGUAGCAGCGGCAGGAGCAGCCCCUUCUUCAUGGGUUCAUGCCUUGGCAGCUGUGCCCCAGCUGCCACCGCACCCGCCCACUCUGCCUGCACCUCAACGUCCAACUCCACCACCCACUCGACGUCCUCGACGUCGUCUUCGCUGACAACUCCACCCACGUCCUGGGUGGCCAACAGCUGGCUCUGGCGAAAGAACAGAUCCGCAGGACGACAAGACCCGGAGGCAGAGCUUUUAUCGAGGACCACCCGGCAGCGCUGCCAGCGGAACGGAUUCAUCCACCGCAUCCUGCGGCUUAAGAGGAGCCAGCAGUGUCCCAGCUUUCUGGACAAGUACUGGGAGCAGCAACCCAGCUACGCCAAGCUGCCGACCACCGCCAUGGCGGACAUUCAGAUGCAGAACCUCGACGCCGGCAAGUUGCUCAACGCCCAGACGACGUCCAGCAGGGAGACGGAGAUGGGACUUGGAGCAUACCAGCGCAUGGCCAACUCGCGGGCCAGCUCCUCCUUGGACCUCGAGUGGGAGCACGAGUACUCGCAGCUGCGCCAGUACCAGUUCCAGUGCCAGCAGGUGCCCAAGGAGCUGCCGCCAACGCCGCCAAAGCCGCGCUACUCAUCCCUGGACCAGCUGGCGGCAGCCAAUGCGAUGGCCACCAGCCAAGGACGACACCUGGCGCGCCAGGCCAGGCUGAGUUGCCAGCGUCACGGAGGUUCGCUCACGCGUAACUCGUGCUGCUCGUCCACACAAAACUCCUGGUCCCACAUAUCCACGCCAGAGUCGCUCGAAUGGGACGUGGAUGAGGAGCGGGAGCAGCAGCGUCAGCUCCGUCUGGAGGACGACAAUCUGGAUGAUAGGACGCUCAAGCUGUUGCAUCAGAUCGAACAAUUGAAGCACCAUGUGCUGCAGGAGACUGGCGAUGGACUCAGUAUGGAAUCAGCUGCGGUCGAGGAGCUCACUGAGGGCCUUCAGUUCCGAGCUACCCACUUUGCUGGCGACUCCCAGCUGGAGGCCCAUGUAAGUUGAUUGGCAUCACUUUAAAAGCUAUCAUGCACAUAGUAUUAGAGUAAGAGGUGUACAUAGCAGAUUUAAGGAGCUGUUAUCAUAUCCUGUGAAGAGCAGGUCGUUGAGGAAUUUAUUAAAGUCCGUUGCCGUUUUAAAUGGCCAGCAACACGGGCCAUCUAAAUCAUAUUUUUACUGUCUGCCUUUUUCGAGUUUCGCUAUCUUCAAGACUUUAUCUGUAACCAAUGUUCCAUUUUAUACUUAUGCACUCAUUUAAAAGAUGCUUAUUAAUUAUGACUAAGCCGUUGUUCGUUAAAAAUCAUUUUGAAAUGCUUAUUAAUUAAGGGAUCAAAGUUAAAAAUCAUAAAACACAAUGUCUGAAGUAAACAUUUUUGGUUUGCAUUGCCUCUUCUUAAUUUUUGUAACUUUCUGCCUUUUAUUCUGUAUUUACUAUGAUAAACCCCAAGUCACUUGUACCGCUUGCCUUGUAACACCCGUCGAAAGAAACUGUUUUAAGUAUUUACUUCCUCUAAAUAUAUCUAAUUUGAUUACAUAUUGCACCUGGUAUAAGACAUAUAAAUGGAAAAUAAGUUAUGAAUUUUAAGUGCCUAGUCUAAGUCCUAUCCGAGUUCAAAAAUUAAAGUACUCAAAUAAAGAUAGAAUGUAAUAUUCUGAACUCAAAAUGUGUCCUAUAAAAUAACAGAAUAUCAAGCAAAUAGUUUGCAAAAUUAGCCACACGGAAAACUCAAUUGUCUACUCUAUACCUAUUUAUACAUAUGUGUGUACUAUAAGGGCUUGAAAACUAAUUUAAUUGCUGAGAUUUAUAACAAAACUUUUAGGUGUAGUGAAAAAUGCAAUUUAUUUACUUUUGCCCCAAAAUUGUGCUUUUCGGAUUAAAUCCGAAUAAAAAAUGUAAAUGCGUUUGUUAAAGUAAGAGCUUUUUAGAGGACUACAUUAGAGACUUCGUUACACUUUGAACACUAGUCGAUAGAAUCGCACCUACUUUAAAUUAUAGUACUUAACUCUUUAUAGACCA
This is a messenger RNA of Drosophila santomea, 2388 nucleotides long. RefSeq lists its product as uncharacterized. Bases 387 to 1376 code for a protein of 329 amino acids. The transcript is spliced from 3 exons. Lineage: Eukaryota; Metazoa; Arthropoda; Insecta; Diptera; Drosophilidae. The record is from RefSeq and is a predicted model, not a curated record.